AUGUACGGCGACCUGGGAAACAAACUGGUCCAACACGCCAAACGCAUCCAAUCCCUUCCGCACGUCCCCCCUCACCACACAGACCUCGUGAGCAGCCUCAUCGGCGAAGUCCACGAGCUCAACGCGAACGUCACCCACCUACUCUCCCCUUACGGCGACCAGGACGGCAACACGCCAGCCUUCAACCCGUCCGCCGAUCCGGCCACGGCGUGCGCUCUGCUCGUCAACCACCUGUGCAUGCGCCGCAACAAGCGGUGUCUGUUGGCGUAUCACCGCGUGCGGGUGGAGAAGGUUGAGGAACUGUGUUGGAAAGGGUGGGAUGUGGUGGAUUAUCGGCAGGAGAGGCGGCAGCAGGAACAGCAACGAGGGGAACAAGGUGGUGGUGGUGGUGGGAGUGGGAACGUGUUGAGUCCCGAGGAGGAGGAGUACCUGAGGCUGUAUGGGGAGAUGCUGCUGAGUUAUAAAGGCCAGUGGACGGAUGUGGAUCUUACGGGAAGUUUGGAGCCGCCGCGGGAUCUGUUCAUUGAUGUGAGGGUGCUCAAAGAUGUGGGGGAGGUGCAGACGGAGUAUGGGUAUGUUGUUCGUCGUCUUGCUCUUCUGUUUUUCUGCUGGGUUGGGGGGCUAGGUAAGGGCGUGGAGUGUUAUUUUAUUGCUGACCUACGUGCAGGUCGAUUAAUUUGA
This is a messenger RNA of Coccidioides posadasii C735 delta SOWgp, 681 nucleotides long. The record is from RefSeq and is a predicted model, not a curated record. NCBI's taxonomy places the organism in Eukaryota, Fungi, Ascomycota, Eurotiomycetes, Onygenales, Onygenaceae.